CUCAAGCACUGCAAGCACUGGAACAUCGACAUCCCCAGAUCUCCCUCUCUUGUUCGCUGGAAGCCGUUUAACAGCGCUGGUCGGCCUGACAGAGGACUGAAUCGAGCGCCACGAAACCCUCGCGCCCUGCAUUUCUAUUUCCUUCCCCCUGCGUGUCCUUGCUCGCUCCUCCUCCCUCAACGCCUCGACAUUGCUCUCUCUCUCUCUCGCUUUCUGCAAGCAGGCGAAACAACGCCGCGCCGCUGCACCUGCGCAGCAUGAGGCCCGAGCUAUUCGAGCCAUUCGAGCCACAGGCAAAGGCCGCCCCGCCGCCCCGACCCCCACGGAGGCGAGGGCCACGGGGUCCGAGCCAGGCUCAGUGGGCGCCUGAUGGAUGCAGAUCAACCCUCAUCCACGUCCACCAUCAACUCUGUGCGUCCUCUGGCUCUGCGUCCUUGCCCGGCAUGUCGCCAGCAUCAACCCCCUCGUCCUCGGGCGACUUUCAACUCGAGACACCCUCCGUUGGGUCUUUUGACUCAAUCCACGGCUCGUGCGACAACCUCGCCAUGCCCGUCCUCCCCCCGCUAAUGUUGCACGACCGCGCCCUCGCCCUCGCCGCUGCCGCGCGGCAUCAAGGCCUUGAUCAUCUUCUUCCGAAGCGCGUGCAGCACACACAUACGCGAUCGCUCUCCCGAAGUCGCCUGCCUGUGCCCUUUCCUCUGCCCUCGCAUUCAAUGUCAGAAGCAGACGCAGAAGCAGAAGCAGAAGCAGGGCUGCAAUUGCAGGAUGGUGUAGGUUCUGCUCGCCCUGCCGUGGCGGCCGUGUUCGCAUCGCCAAGCAACCAAGAGUCAAGGGCGUCGGGUGGCAACAACCAAGCUCCACACCUCGCUAAAUUCUCUAUCGACAUCCAUCCUGGUUUGCGAUGGAGAGAGGGCGACAGUGACCUCGCUUUGCUCACGUCCAUGCCCUCGCCCUCAUCCUCGUCCACGCCCUCUUACCACCCCGCACGCACGCCCGAGCCCGAGCCCGACAUGAACAACGCGGUGCCUCGCGCAGGGACUUCGCUCCGGCGAACAAGAUCAAGCGCUGGCCGGCCCGAGCGUGCGCAACACCCCCAGCCGCCACUCCCACAUCUUCCAUCUGGUAGUGCAUAUGGCGUCCCUCCUUGCCCUCCCUGCACUCCUUGUGCUCCUUGCCAUUGCUCGCGCUCGCGCCGCCCCGCCUCACCCCCCUUGCUCAUGUCCAUGUCCAAGCCCAUGCCGCCCAUCCCCUCCAUGCCCCCCACAGACCCCCUCGAGCGGGAUAACGAGCUCGCCAUCGCCUGCGCCGCACAAGUAGCAGUGCGCCGUCGCGUUGUCUCUGUCCCAAAGUCCCCCCAACCCGCCCUGCAUCCUUGGCAGUCCUGGCCUCGCGAGAAGCAUCGUCGCUCCACUUCGCUUGGAGGCGACCAGGUCUUCACUCCGCCCACUCCCCUCACUCACUCCCACCCCCACCCCCACUCCCACUCCCGCACCAUGUCCCAGCGCGCUCCCCAACCGCGCCUGCGCACCGCUCCAAAGCUACCGAAGCCCAUGCCGUUCCAUAUCCCCCGCCGCGCCCCUCCCCCACCGCCCAUAGUCGUUCCCCUCAACGCGAAUGCCAAACGUGUGCGAUCGCCUCCUCCCCCUCCUUCUCAGUCAUCGCCCCCUCCGCCGCCAAAGGCGCUUCCCGCGCUUCCCACUCUCCCCCUGCCGCCCCUCGCCAGGCCGCCGCCAACAAGGAGUCUGCCGCCCCCGCCUCCAGGCCCGCCGCCGAAGAGCGCCCUCCCUCCCCUUCCUCUCGAGCUCCCGCCCAUCCCUCCACUGCGGAAGAUGGUGAUGCCUGCGCUCUUCUCCCCGGCGAUCCCAGAACCCCUAGGGCCCGCACCCUCGGCGCCCUCCUCCUCCUCGGCAUCGAACUCUUCCCGCCGCUCUGCAGCUUUGGGUCCCGACUCCGCGUAUGCGCGCUACCGCGCACGCUCGCGCGCCAAGACGCUAGCCUCGUCCUUCCCGACCGCCUGCGAGCCGGUCGAGGCAGCCCACGCAGCCAACGGCGAAGAGACGCUGGCCGAGGCCAUCGCAGCGAUCCGCGAAGCCGAGGAAUGGGAUUGGCCCAUCCCCCCGCUCGUCCGCCGCCCGUCCAAGCCGGCAGACAUGUCGCCGCGCAAGCUCCAGCCGCUCACCAUGCCGACGCUGCCGUUGCCGAUGCCGACAUCACCGCCGUUGCCCGUGCCCAUUCCAGGCGCUGAGCGCGUGGAAGAGCUGCGCCGCGUCAAGUCCUGCGCCCCCGACUUUGACGGCUACUCGAUGCAUCCCUUCGCGGCGGCGCGACAGACGUACGCACCCCGCGCGCGUCGCGGGAGCACAGCGAGUCUCGCGGCACAGCACAGCGGGAGCUCGUUGGGCAGCGACGGGCCGCGCACGCCCGACGAGUGUCCUUCCCCCCCUCAGUUCGCGCUCGUGCGCGGCCCCUCCGGCCUCAUCGUCAAGCCGAUCGGGCCGCAAGUAGAGCGCCCGGCGCGGCGGUACGGCACUCCCUUCUAGUCUCCUCUUUGCGUUGUGUGCUUCUGGCUUCGAUUCCGUCUGGCUCAAUUUCCUGCUUCCCUUUCAUGUCCUGUUGUAGCUUAUUGUACAGUACGCGGCAUGCCGUAAUGGUAUUACGUCGGUGUGGCAAA
Molecule: messenger RNA, 2671 nt
Organism: Cutaneotrichosporon oleaginosum
Lineage: Eukaryota; Fungi; Basidiomycota; Tremellomycetes; Trichosporonales; Trichosporonaceae
Source: RefSeq, a predicted model, not a curated record